GCGUGUACAUCCGCUCCAAGCAAUGGCUGAUCAUCUGCGUGAUAUUUUCUCUCUCUGGGGUCAUUUCGGCAGUGGAUGUCGAACCGUCUCCGAGAAACAACUGAUCGCGUGAGAUGUGAUUGUGAAGUAUUUCGACGCCUUCUUUCUCGUUCGACAUCUAGAUUACUGUCCAUCAUGUGGAUUCCAUCUAAACCCGAAGCUGCAAUGAAGGAAGUUCUCUUCAAUGAGCUGUACACCGAGUGCCGACUUGCAGCGCCUGGUGCUCGUCUCUCAUACAAUCUGAGGAGUAGGCUCGAGCGAUUUGGCCCGCAAGAGCGCCGUGAAAUCGUAUCCCGAAUUCGAGAAGGCUGUGCGCCACUGUUCGUUGCCUGCAAAAAAGGGAACGUGGAAAUUGUGGAAUACCUCAUUGAAUACUGCGAUGCUGAUGUUGAACAAAGGGGUAUGUAUGAAGUACCUGACGAUAGAUCCAUUCAUUUUGUUACCCCCUUAUGGUGUGCAUCUGUAGCUGGUAAACUGAGUGUUGUCAAGUGUUUAGUGGAGCACGGCGCCAAUGUAAAUAGUGUGUCUGAUACCGGUUCAACGCCAGUUAGGUCAGCAUGUUUUAUGACUCAUUAUGAUAUAGUAAAGUAUUUAGUGGAGCACAAUGCAGAUAUUCUGAAACCUAAUUAUAAUGGUGGGACAUGUUUGAUAAAUUCCGUGCAAAGUGUGCCUCUUUGUGAGUUUCUCAUCAAACAUGGAGCUGAAGUAAAUGCCCAAGAUAUCCAGUUCAAAACAGCUCUCCACUAUGCAAUACAGGAGCACCGAUUUGAAACGACAAAAUUGUUGCUUGAAAACGGGGCUGAUCCACUAAUCAAAAGCAGAUAUGGUGAUGAUGCAUUGCAAACUGCUUGUUUGAAGAGUGCAACACAUGUAUUUGAAUAUCUUUGCUCCAAGUACAACUAUUCAACAGAAAGAAUUGCUGAGGCCCACGAACUAAUGGGUACUACCUUUCUUGAAGAACACCACGAUUUAAGAAAGGCUUUACAUCACUGGCGGACGGCCCUGCAGUUAAGAUAUAGCAAUCCAAAUUCCCGUAUAGAGAAGAAGCUUGCCCCUAGGAAGGCUUCUCAUCUCUAUGCAGUUGAAUUUACCACUGUUGAAGAGUUGGAGAACUUAGUUUUAGAUUUAGAUGCCAUGCGCAUACAAUCUUUACUUGUGUGUGAAAGAAUACUUGGACCUCUUCAUCGAGAUAUGAUCUUCCGAUUGAUGUAUCGAGGUGCAGCGUAUGCUGAUAGCUUGCAAUACCUGAGAUGUAUAGACCUCUGGCGGUAUGCUUUAGAUUUACGUAUCCAAAAAGACAGUCUUCUACAUAGUGAAGUGUGUUUUGCUGCCCAAGCUCUUGUCCGCCUCUUUCUAGAUCUUCAUGAAAAACACAAUGCUGGUUUACUACGGGAAAAGAUUCAGUUUGCUGAUGUCUUUGACUCUAUUCGUCUUCUAGUAGUGAGGUUUAAAGAAUCCCAAGAACUCCUAAAUGUUAGACCUUUAUUCAAGAGACAGCAGGACAAUUUUGAUAAAAUUCUGAAAGUAGUGACACAUCUUUUUUAUGUCCUCUAUGUCAUUCCUAAAACCCCACAAGAAGUUAUAGAAAUGAGGCAAAUAAUAAGAGAAGUGAUAAGCCUUCAGCCUCGUAGUUCCAUGGGAGAUACUCUGCUGCAUCUAGUUGUUUCAAAGUCAAAUACUAUGAAAACAAAUACUUUUUUUGAAGACCCUCAUGCAAUAUUUCCUGAUCCUGGUGUAACUGAACUAAUGCUUCAGUGUGGUGCAGAUGUAGAAGCUGUGAAUUACAAUCUCAGUACUCCUUUACAUAUAGCUUCUCUUCCAUUAAAUUUUCAACCCGGUGUUGUAGAAGUGCUUUUGAAUUAUGGGGCUCACAUUGAUCGUAGGAAUGGAAAUGGUAAUCACCCUCAUUAUAUGUUACAAAGUAUAAAUGAAUGUACAAUUAAUCAUUUGCAAUAUGUGACAUUAAAGUGCUUAGCUGCUCGAAAAAUUGUGGAAAAAAACAUUUUAUUUGAAGGUGAAGUUCCUGUUAAACUAGAAGGAUUUAUUAAAAUUCAUUAAUUUUUAAGUAUUUGAGCUCAAGUUUUAAAUUGAUAUAAUUUUUUGGUACAAAAUAUGUAUGGUGUUCAGAUUCUUGAAAUGUCAGAAUCUUAUUUCCAGAGCUUUUAAUUUUUAGAUCUUGAAAUUAUGACAAAUAUGCAUUGGAAUGCAUGAUAUUUAAAAUGUUCUCUUUUAUUUUUAAAGCAAGCAAGUACAUUAAGUUGAAAAAAAAAUUUAAUUUGAAUACUUGUUUUAAAUUUUUAGUUUUCAUGGAAGUUAUUCAGAGAGUGUUUAAAAGUUUCCAAGUGCCAUUCGAGAAAAUAUGAAAUAUAAAUAUCUAAUGUACAUAAUCGAUGUUUAUUUAGUUGAUUGUACAGAUUUUGUUUGAGUUAUAUAUUCUAUUAAGUUAUUAUAUAGUGUCGUAAAGAAUUUUAUUUUGUUUUGAGACUUGGUGCAUAUGUGUUCAAGUUCCUUUUUACUAUAAAAUCAAACAAAUUAUUUUUUAUUUUAAAAUUAGUUUAUAAAUCUAUAAAUUAUUAUGAAAUGAAAGUGUUUGUGUACUAAAUUUACUUUUCUGAUAUAUUUUGUUCUGCCUCCAUCAAUAAUUUAUUAAACAAUUUUUUUAAUGAAAACCAGUACAUAUUUUCCAUAUAUAAAUAACAUUUCAUAAUUUUUUUAAAAAAGUUCAUUAAUUUAUUAGUUAGUAAAUAACUUAACUCUUUUUUUAUUUAGAGAAGAAAAUUAUAAUUUUUAUAUUGCAUAAGAAUUUAUUCUAUCUGACUGUUAUGAAUAUUUAAUUUAAUCAUUAUAUUAUCUUGGACUAGUCUCAAAUUAGAAUUUAUUUAAUGAAUAUAUAUUUAUUUUCAAUCAAUAUUAGAAAUAUGUACUGCAUACUUUUUAUUUUUAAGAAGUUCUACACAGGUGGAAAUGGUGUUUCCAUUUCAUUUCUAUAUCUUGAAAGCAUUUAUAUGAAAUGAUUGCAAUAAUUUUAAAUAUUUAAUAUAACAAUUAUUAGCUUAAAAUUUUCUUAAAGGAUAGAAUAAAUAAAUUCUUUAAAUAAAAAAAAUAUUAGGAAUUUUUUAUUCUAAAUAAGAAUUAAGAAUUUUAAUAAGAUCAUGACUCAGUGAAUUUCUCGGUGACUAAUAUUGUUUUAUUGUAUUGCACUUUUUUUAUUAAAAAUUACUCUUAAAGAGAUUUAAAAAAAAAUACUUUAAUUCUAAAAAUGGCAAUCUUUAUAAAGAUGAUUUAUGAUUUUAUUUAAUAUUUGACUAUAUAUUUUAUUAUCUGUAAGCUUUUUAGUUCUAAAAAAAGAUAUACAGUUAAUAAAAGAUAGUUGUAUUAUUGUAAAGAUUAUUUGGCUUUUUUAAAGUUGUUUUGCUUCAUUUCAAAAAAAAAAAAAAAAAAAAAAAAAGAUGUGUAAUAAUAAAAGUUUACUUUGAAAUUAUUAUUUUUACAAUUUGAAAUGAGUGAGGAUUAAUUAUUAUUAUUUACUGGAUGAUAGAAUGUAAUUAGUAUAAUGGAAUGUAAUAUUUAAGGACGAUUUAAUCUGAAAUUUAUUCAGAUGUAAAUCAAUGAUGAACUGUAGUUUGCAUUUUAAAAUUGUCAAUAUUUAAUUAAAAGUGUGGACAUUUUCUAAGUAAAAGCUUUAAAAAAUCUGAAAUAUUGACUAUUAAUGAAACAUUAAAAUUUUUUUCUUUAAUAUCCAUUUGUAAUUUAUUACAGAUUAGCAUACUAAAAGUAUUAAGUAAAUUUAUUAUGUUGACCAAAAUAGACUAUUGCAUCUUUAAAGAAAUGUACAUAUCUUUUAUAAAAAUAUUACAAUUAUAAAGUAGAUUUUAUAAUUAUUAGAUAUACAUUGAAAAAUGUUAUGUCAAUGAUAUUAUUGCAGAUCGUAAAUAAUAUCAUUGUAUUGAAAUCAGUAUUAAUAAUUUUCAUGAAAAUAUAGAUUUUUUUUUUAAAGUUAUUCAGUUUUUUUCAGUAUCAGUAGUAGGAAAAAGUACAUAAAAUAAAAUGAUUAUCAGUCCAUUGAAUUGGAUUUGCAUUAUUUAAUAAUUUUUCAUUUCUCAUAAAUAUGCUUGGUGAGCUUGAUUAUACUAUGUAGUUAUCAAAUAUGUAAUACAAUUCUGGCAGAUAUAAUCAUGUUUAUAGGAAAGAAAAAGAAAAAAAAAGUUUAAAUAUUUCUCCACAAUUAUUCAUAGAGUGUUUAAUGCAGAAAUUUUGAUAUUUCUUAUAGUUUUAAAUUUUGUUUUUCAUUCACUUAAUGAAUCAUAGAAUAGAUGUGAAUAAGACAUGUGUGGAAUGUGUUUGAUGUUAUAUGUGAUGCUAUACUGUGUAAAAUUUUGCUUCUGUCAAAUGUUAAUAUCAUUCAAAAUGCCUUUUUUUUGGGGGGGGGGAUUUACUUAUCUUUUUUCAAAUCUCAAGACUGUUAUUUUUUUUUAGUGAUUGACAAUUUUGUAUUUGUUGUUGACUGCAUGUUGUAUUAUUUUAUUUGAAACACAUUAUGACAAAAAAUUUUCUUUUGCUUUUUUCCCUUUUUCCCCUGUGAAUCCCACACAGUGCACUAAAAGCACAUUUGUAUGCAGUAUUCUCAUAAUUUUGCAAACAUUGUUUAAGAUGCUUAUUUUUCCCUUUUUGUGUUUUAAGUGUGUCAACUUGUGAUAGUAAAAAUCUAAAAUGAUCAAUGUAGACAAAUUAAAAUAUGGUUGGUGAUUUUUACUGUGAUUUUGAGCCAUCGUGUAUAUACAUUAUACAACUGAAGGGAACAUGGUGUGCUUGUUAAUUUUAGUACUGUUGCAUAUAAAUAAUUCCUCAUAUUAAGAGAUUCUGUAUUCAAAAAUAAGCUUCUAGGAACUUUUUUUUUCUAAGUUACUAUGCCUAAGUUAGGUGUAGAUUUUCAUUUGUAAUGUAUGAUGGAGUUCAUUAAAAUCAUUACUCUUGUA
Molecule: messenger RNA, 5015 nt
Organism: Argiope bruennichi
Lineage: Eukaryota; Metazoa; Arthropoda; Arachnida; Araneae; Araneidae
Gene: m-cup
Product: protein fem-1 homolog A-like
Exons: 1
Coding region: 76-2097 (673 amino acids)
Molecular function (GO): protein binding
Source: RefSeq, a predicted model, not a curated record